CAUACGCGUUCUGCGCGCGGCGCGGGUGAAGAUGAAGUCGCACACGGACGGAUCAUCGGUGAUCGAGUGAUCGGUGUUCCGCGGAGAUGCUGCGGUGGAGCUCCAGGAGUCCUCGACACUGGCACGAGUUCGUCAAUCAUGAGGUCUGCGUCACGGCGGGAGAUCAGCAGCGUUUCGAGGGACGCGUGUUCACCGUGGACCCCGUCUCCGCCAGUGUGGUGCUGGUGAGCGUCCAGGAGAACGAGUGUCCGUCGGUGAGGGUGAUUCUGGGUCACGCGGUGACCGAUGUCCAGAUCCUCAGGAGAGGAACAGAGGAAACGGAGCGUCAGAUGAAGAGCGUCUUCCUGCCGGACCGAGCACAGGAUCUCAGCGCGGAGGAGCUGAAGUCUCGGAGGGAGAGUGUGCGUCUGUGGCUGGAGAAGAACCGAGUCCCGGUGACUGAAGAUGGAGAGCUUCUGUGUGUGGCGAACGCUCUGACCAUCAGCGCCCCCUACAGGCCUGGAGACUGCAGCAGCGCCAACGAGAUCAUCCUGUCUCGCAUCCAGAGUCUAGUGGAGAGCAUCCCUGGAGCAGAACAACCCUCAGCACAGACACAUCAGUGAAGAAGAGCUUCUGUGUUAUCAGCUCUAGAUUCACGGAACACUCAGUCAUUGGAUGUUUGUUCGUUUUGAAUGUUAUAAUAAAUGUUUCCUGAUGCAUAAACCAAGGCUGUGCUCAUAAUGGAAGAGAAAUGAAUCUUUCUGAAACUGAACCAUUUGUAAAAUGAAAACUCAGCCCAAAGGUGCAUAAAAACACCUUUUACAAACCCAUCGCAUAGCUUACUGAAAUAACAAAUCAUUAAAUUCUGUUAAAUAUGAA
This is a messenger RNA of Carassius gibelio (silver crucian carp), 858 nucleotides long. RefSeq names its product gem (nuclear organelle) associated protein 6 (gene gemin6). Gene Ontology annotation, cellular component: nucleus; SMN complex. Bases 87 to 602 code for a protein of 171 amino acids. The transcript is spliced from 2 exons. Gene Ontology annotation, biological process: spliceosomal snRNP assembly; spliceosomal complex assembly. NCBI's taxonomy places the organism in Eukaryota, Metazoa, Chordata, Actinopteri, Cypriniformes, Cyprinidae. The record is from RefSeq and is a predicted model, not a curated record.